Molecule: messenger RNA, 4838 nt
Organism: Bombus impatiens (common eastern bumble bee)
Lineage: Eukaryota; Metazoa; Arthropoda; Insecta; Hymenoptera; Apidae
Exons: 4
Coding region: 100-2718 (872 amino acids)
Biological process (GO): double-strand break repair
Cellular component (GO): nucleus; site of double-strand break
Molecular function (GO): metal ion binding; ubiquitin-protein transferase activity; nucleosome binding
Source: RefSeq, a predicted model, not a curated record
UUUCGAUUAGGCUGUUUGCGAGUGUUCCAUUCAGUAAGAGAACCACGGUUCUCGAAAUGAUCAUAGUGGUUGUUAUGUUUCUUUAAAGAAUAUGGCAAGAUGGCGACAUAUUUGAAGCGAACGUCAAAAUUAUUUGAUAUUUCUUUGACACGACCAUCGGUGGAUAUUAGUCUACGAGAUUUAAUAUGCCCAGUAUGCCGCAGCAUCCUGAUUGAACCAGUAACAUUACCGUGCACACACAAUCUUUGCUUAAAAUGUUUGAAAGGUACUUUCGAACACAAUAGUUUGAGUUGCCCUCUCUGUAGAAUACGAGUCGGUUCUUGGCUACGUACAGCAACGAAGACCGAAACAUUAGUUAAUAACGGUCUUUGGGAAUUAAUUCGAACUAAAUUUUCUAAAGAAGUUGAAAGCAAAUAUAGCGGUGACGACAGAAGUAUCGAUUUGGAUGCUGACUAUAGUGGUGCUAAAAAAAUACUUAGUGCAGCUGGAGAAAUUCGGCAGGAAUAUGAAGUGCAACUUCAAAUGGCAGAGGAAGAAAUACGAUGUCAAAGGAAAGCUGAGCAGAUAGCCAGCGAGUCUUUAAUUCGCAAAAUUCAGGAAGAAGAACAGCAACAACAACUAGCUCAAUUAACUCAAGAUCAGUUACUUGCUAAAUCUUUAGUAAAGAAACAGCUUGUGGGCAAACACAAAGAAGUUUCUAAAUAUAAGGACUCUCUUAAUGUAUCUAAUAGUUGUUUUCAUGCUUCAAGAUUGAAUGUUGCCACUAUGACUGAAGUAAAUUCAUAUAACGUAGAAGCGCAAAGUUCAAAGUAUGAAAAACCGCCUCUUUUAGAUUCUCAAGAUAAUCCUGGAUUAAGAAGGUCAAAUAUUGCAUUAAUAUCUAAAAUCCGUGCAGAAAGAUAUGCGUCCAGUUUAAAAAACAAUGCAAACUUGCCUAGAACAUGUAAUGAUCCUACAAGUAAAUUUUGUUGUCAGAAACCAACUGUACAUAAUGCUAUUUCAAGAACUUUAAAGCAUCAAACAGUGUCUAAAAUAAUUGAACCUUGUAUCUCAAAAUGUUCCUUGGAACCUAGAACAUCUACUUCGAAAAUAUAUGGUACUCAGAGCAAAGAAGAGUUGCAUGUACCAAAUGAUAUUGUAAACAGUAAAAAGAAAAGUUUAAGUGUGGAAGUGUGUGUGUCUUCGGGAGACGAUGACGAAAGAACGGGAAGUGCUGAAAGUGCUGGUAGUCAUGAUAGCAUUAACCAAGAAAUUCAUCAUUUUAAACCUAUCAAGGCCAUGCCAAGAACACCAUUAAAAAUGUCUACAGAUGGAAGACAAAUAGAUCCAAAAUUAAUUAGAGUUGUUCCUAUACUUAAAAGAAUAUCUAACGUUGUACCUAAACCACCAUCUCAGGCACAUUUGAAACGAAUUAUUGGAUGUUCCUGGAGUGCAUUUCGAGGGAAAACUAAACAGAGCUCUAAGGAGAAAGAUGUGUGUAAAGAAGAGAUUGAACAGAAACCAUCAACAUCUUGUAAUCAAUCACAAACAAAAUUUCAAACAGACGAUAAUAUCCAUAAACUUGAAUAUAUUUCAGAGGUAUCAUUUGAUUCUAAUAAGAAUUAUGCUAAGAAUGUGAAUAAUAUAAUUAAUGGCACUAAAAUCAGUAAAAACUUAAUAUUAGAAGAGCAUAGAGAUAUUAGAAAGGUACAAAAAUCAUGGAAAUCUCAUAUUAGAAACGGCAUGGUAUGUAAAUCUAAACGACAAAAAUCUUUAUGGAUUAAACAAGAUAUUAAGGCUGCAACAAAUAUGAAAUAUAUGAGUGAUAUCGAAAUGAGAAAUUUGAGUUCUCCAUCUGAAUCUAUAAAGCUAAAUUCACUUUACAAUGAGAAGUCCGAAAUACGAGGCGAGAAUGAAAUAACAAUUGAGAAUAUUGCGGAAAGAAUAAAGAAAAGGAAAAUAAACACGGAUAAAAAGAAUUCCAAUAGAGUAUCCUCGUCAGGUUUAGAAACAAUCAUGAAAAGAGACACAAGAAAGAGACUAUGUAGGAAAGAGGAGAUUGAAUAUAAGAUGACAGAUGAUGUUCCUGUUACAGUACAGAACAGAAGUAGAACUAAGUUUACUAGAGCUACUUUAUCGAAAUCGAAACAGCGAAGGGCAUGCCCAGAAAAACAGUCUAGUACAGAAAAUUCUGAAAAAGGAGAUCUUUCUAUAAGAUUAAAUUGCCAGAAUAACAAUUCUGGCUUAAAAAGAACAACUCGAAAGAUACGACACACGAACAGUUCCAUAAAUAGUGGCACAAAUAUAACAUAUGAGCAUAUGGACAAUAUGGACAAUUGCAAUUUGUCUGAAUCUUGUGUCGAGAUGCAAACGUGUAUAUCAGAGAAUAAUAAUACUACUGAAACAAGUAUAAUUGUAGAGAAAAAUGUUCUUUCAGAUGAAGAAAUUAUCAAAGAGCAGGAACGAAUGGAAAGAUUAGUUAUUCAAGAAAAGGAAGAUUUUGAAUUGGCCCAGAGAUUGCAGGCAAAGUUCGAUGAGAUGGAAGGAAUAGCUGGUCGAACCAGAAGAUCUAGGAGGGCGAUUGAGAGUGAAACGAUUGAGUUAGACUUAUAUAAAAUCGAUGCCGGGAGAAAUGUACAAAAAGCAAUGAAUUCGCAUACUGCCAAAUCAUCGAUUAUCAACCACACUGUAAACACUGAGGCUAAGAAACGUGGUAGACCUCCGAAGCGUAUAAAAUAAUCUAUCAACAUUGAUCAUUAUGUCGGCAAAUCGCGAACCUUCCACAUGGAUGUUCCUAUAAAGUAUAAAAGAAAGGUUUGAAUGACACAUUGUACAAUAAUUUAUCUAUCUUAAUCGAAUUAUUUGCGUGGCUUGAUGUGCGUACCUGGAUAUAUUAUUAUGACCGUAAAAAGAGACAAAAAGUCACAAUGCGUUCAGGAAAAUGUUUAAUGAACGUAUAUGAUCGUGUUUUGUAACAUAUUUUAUUUACAUUUGAUGUUAAAAAUGGAAAAGUGCUGUAUUAAAUCGCAAAGCGAUAAGGUAUUUUGAAAAACAACUAAUCCUAAAGAAACAAAAGCAAAGCUUUUUCUCAAGCAUUUUUAUUCUUUGUUGUCUUCAAAUUAUAUAAUAAUUAAUAGGAGACACAAUUCGACUGACGCAUAAAAAAAUGGGAUUCUUGAGAUUAAAAUUAUAGCUUUAAAAAGAGUUACUACGUAUAAAAAUAAUACACACAAAAUACGUAGUGGUACUAUUAUACAGUUAAGUAUUCAUUUUAUAAAAAUGAAGGUAAUCAUUAAAACUUAGUAUCACAUUUAUAUCUGAAAUAGUAUUAUCUUCUUUUAUAUAAAAACAAGAGAAUAUAGAGCUCUAGUUUUCUGCUAAAUGCAAUUAUAAGCCAAGCAAAAUUAAGAUCUUAUUUCUCUCCUGUUUUAUAGAGCAUUUUUUUGUGUCUUAUCAUUUACCACAGCAACGUUGAUUAAUGUCCUUUAAUCUAACGAAUUUCACUGAAUUAACAAUGGUAAAACGUCGCACUUAACGAUUGGUAGCAAAUUAUAUAAGCGUAAUAUUAUUAUUAUUAAUCUUAUAGAAAUUUGUAGCAUUUUCGGUUUCUAACCGAACUUCGUAAGUUAGACAAAUUGUUUUUUCACACAGUGAUUUGACCGGGAAAUCUUUCUGUGGAAAGAAAUUUGAUUUUGUACGCUUCGUAAUCGUAUUGCUAAUGUCAUAUUGUUAUAUGCAAUAUUUUGGAAUAUUUGUAAUUGUUGCACGUAUCAACAGUUUUCUGUCUCUCUUCCGAUCAUUUUCUUUUCAUUUCCACACAGUUUUUCCUUUUUCGUUUUUAUUUCUUUCUUUCUUAUCUUUACCGUACUCUAAAGUAUUAAAUCUUCGACGAAGUAAUGACUAAUUUGAUCGAAAUGUGUAUCUUUUUAACUUCAUACGCGGUACACAGAACAAAAUAUUACAGACAUAAACUAUGUUUCGACCAGAAGACUUCAAAUAUAUGAUUUACUAAUUGUUAUUUACGUCAUGCGUUUAUAGUUGUACACGAAUUAAUAGCAUCGACAGAGUACAAGUUAUUUCUGAUGAACGACGGGGAUUUGAGGGAAUGUGAACGGAGUGGGGGCGGCAGUGGAAGAAGUAAAAUAGGGAGAAAGUGGAAAGAAUUUUUGCGAACACAUAAGUAUGAUAUCGAGGUGCUUCAACGCUAGUUGCAUAGCAGCGUUGUAACAUGUUGUUACACAAUAAUAGAGUAAUAUGCGUCAGACAUCUCGUUAGAUUUAUUUCUUACUCCGUCAAUAGUGAUAGUCUUUCAAUUCACGUAGAUACAUACAUGCAUUCAUACAAUACAUAAAUCAUAUAUGUAUAUAUAUGAUUAGUAGAUAUAAUUAAAUAUCGUAUACACUAAUGUACGAUUUCGAAGGAAGUAAAUUAAUCAAGAUUAAUACAUUAUAGCUUCGAAUACAACUUAUCGCGCAAAUGUACUAAAAGUGCGUAUUGAUGAAGAUUCAAAGGGAUUAAACUAACUAAACUAUAAGAUUUACGAAUGUAUAAAGAAAAUAUUUACAUAUAGAUUAAUUACAUGAUAUCGUCGAACAAUAUGUAUCAGUAAAUAAGGAAUGGCGAGAUAUGUAUGAUCCAGAUUUGAAAACAGAAAAACGAAUACGAGAAUAAUGUAACAACGGUGAAUAACGUGGAUUUUUGAAAAGUCAUUUUUAUAUACAUUGCACGACUUGCAGAUAGAAAUAAUGUAUCGAAAGUAAUGGGAAGGAAUCAAUCAUCGAGUACCUUGUUGUACUAUUGUUCUUCCUGAUACCUUUUAUGUAUCAAUACAAAUAAACAGAUGUAAUUAUUCUACGAAA